AGGUGACAGCAGUGGCACAGCAGCCCAGAAGAAGGGGGGAAGGGGAAAUCCUAUUCCAGCAGCUGAGCAGUGACUGAGCCUACAGCUGCUGGAUGCUCCGUGCUACUGGCUAAUGCAGCCUGAGAGGGCGUGAGCUUCACUUCCAGGCACUCUGCACAGUAAUGAAGCUUUCUCAGUCUGUUAAUACAUUACUACGGAACUAGUACACUACCGCUGCUGUCUCUCGCUCCCAAUGACUGCUGCAGCCGGAACAAUAAGGAAACCCCCCAUGACAGCAAACUGAUAUGGAGCCUGCUCCUAAACGUGUACGGGGUGAAAGAAUAAUAUGACAUCGGCUCUAACUCCCUGCCUUCUGUGACUUUCCGUCUGACCGCUGCCUACACCGUGCCCAGGACUUGUCAAUGUCUCUUCCCAGCCACAUCCACAGAACAAGACUGACCCUGGAAAUACUGAAAGUGAUGAUCUCAGCACUGGAGUCUGAAUAUCAAGAAUGAACAUGCCAUUGAUCAGGCUUCUUUUUUGAUCUCCUGCCAGACUUCACGUGAAAGGCCUAGGAAAAAUCAUUAUGUGAAGAACAUGAGCAAAACAAAAGUGGCCAGUGUGCCAAGUGCCUCCCACCUCUUCUGAGUGGUACCAUGACGGGAGAGACAAAGCAUAUGUAUGCCAUCAAUGCUAAAACACCCAGCUCCAAGGAAAAUGACACUAACUUUGAACAGUUCAGCAAGAAGGAUGCUAGGAGUGACCUGAGCAGGGUGUCAGACAACUCAGAAGGUGCCUUAAUUACUGACAAAGCAUCUCAAUUGAAUGGUAGGGAAAGAGAUACCUGUAGCCAGCGGGAGGCUGUAAUAAGGCCUCAACAAGCAGGUAAAAUAGACUUUAAAUCUCUUCAAAACAGGCCAAAGUAUUCUAGUGAUACCACAUGGACUAAUGGCAAAAGUAGCCCACUGUCUCCCACAGGAAAGAGUAGAGGAAAAGACAAAAAUAAAAGGUCAUUAAAGGGAGAACGUAGCCAGCUCUACAGACUCAGCCUUAACAGUGCAAGGUCCAACCCUACCAUUGGGAUUGCUUAUCCUCAGCAGAAGGUGACACCGCCAAAAAAAAUAGAAGUAAGUCAUGGACCAAUCUCUGGAAGUUAUCGUUUUCAUGUCCCAAGUCUUCCAGAGAGGGAGGCAGAACUCCAUCAAGAGGACCUAAACUUCGGUCGUUCUCUUCCAGAGCCAAGUCCUAAUCUGACCUCCACAAACUAUACCUCACAAACUGCUCCAGCCAACAGAACUCACCACGGCCUAAAGCUUCAGCCGGGCAAUCUUCAUGACCAAUCCAGCUCCAAUGGACAAUUACAUUACUUAGAGUUUCAACCAAGUGAAAACAAGUGGCAUCCCUCUGAAAAACUCUAUCCAGGGACCAGUGGGUAUCCCAUUCCAAACCAAAAGCUAUGUCCCUAUCCAGAGAGCAACAAAUCUGAUUCACAUGGCUUUGGACCGCUGCCAUUUCAAUAUCCAUUUCAGCCAUUACAGGAGCCACAUGGGAAUACAUUUUGCAAUAAUGGGAACAGUCAAGACUUUGUUGAUGUCUCUCUGGCUGCCUCCCAGGUAGAACACAAUUCUUUCUCCUUCCAAUCCUCCUCAAGAGAAGGACCAGAGGAUCUACAGGGCAAUGGAUCCUAUAAUACUGUUUUGCCGGACAGCCGUACUUAUGGUUUACCUUCCCAGCAAUCUCCAUUCCUCCAUAAACAGCAGGGGGGUCAGCAUCCGCCCACACCCCCAUGCUACACAGGAAGGAACGAACACUCGGCUGAACACAAUGGUGCUAUUUCUUCAUCUGGUGCUAUAACUCCCUCUGGUGCUAUAGAUCAAACUCAAAGCACUUUUCAAGAAAAACAAACCGUUUUUAAUUCUAGUGAAUUUAGUUUACAUAAUAACAGUGUGCCAGCAUUGAUCAGUAAAAGGCAACAGCCAGCUAAAGACUUUGUACACAGUCAAAGACUCCUAACUCCAGGCAAUACCCUACGAAGGAAUAUACCACAGACUUCUUUGAACAAAGUGCACUUCCCCAAUAAGCCCUAUAACAAUGUAAACACAGGAUCUGUGCCUUUUGAUAAAAACCUUUCCAGAAUACCUCAGACUUGGGAUACAGGUAGCAACAGUUUCCCAACUCUGGACCAAAACUCUUUAUCUUACCCAAAUUCUUCUGGAAACCCAAUGCCCUAUCAAUGCCAGCCAACUGACCCUAGACAGGCACUGAAAAAUCCAAGGAUGCCUUGGCAGCAAGUUCACCUUACUUCACCCACAGCAAACCAAAAUCAUAUUGAGCUACCCAGGCACAACGGGAACUCAAAACUCCCAUACAAUCUUGGUAAUUCAGACUGGCAAAACAGCACUAUGAUGCCAAAGAUUUUACCAGGAUAUCAUGCAAAAAAACACAUUGUGGUUGAUGGGAGUUCCACUCAAAGGUCUGAAAUGAGCAUGCAAAGCUACAGCUCAUCCAAUGAUAUGUUGUACGACAGUGUGAAGGAUACAAACUCUCAAAUAAGUGAUUCAAGAACUAAUAGCAUUUUGUAUGGCAUGAGCCAACCAAUUCCACAAACACGGAAUAAUUCCAACCAGUCAGUACCACUGUCGGGUAAGACUUUUGCAGCUGAAUCUCCCUGUGAAUCUCCACUUCCUUCCCCAGUCACUAACCCUGUGACUGGAAGCACAUGCUCUUCUCUUUCACCUAUGUCCAAUAGUCCUGUGAAUCCAAGCUCAGAGGAGAGCCAAGUGCCACCCACUCUGACAUCGUCUCCAUACUUUCAUCAGCCGUGUCAUCAAACAGAUAAAUCUUUUCAUCCAAAUGAUCCACUUAACUCUGGCUCCUUUCUGUAUCACAAAGUAGAACUUACAAAACAUUUCCCAUUCUUAUUGGAUUCUUCAAAAGAUGAACAAACUUUUAAAAACCUACAAGAGAUCCAAUACCAAAAAUUAGCCAGUGAACCAAGUAAAGGAUGCCUUGAGAGCUUUGAAAGUGAACCCCCACCUCCCUAUUCCUCCCACCACUUCCUUGCAAGCUCUCUUAGCAGUGCAAACUUGGAUCAGCUUGAUGUCCUUCUAACCUGCAAACAGUGUGACCAAAAUUUUGGAAAUCUGUCAUCCUUUCUGGAGCACCGGCAGUAUUGUAAUUUAAAUUCAACUCUCCAAAAUGAGAUGAAAGACACUCUGCAUGGUGGAGACAUAAGAAAAUCUGCUGUUUCUCAAACAAUACCAGGCUUGUCCCAUCACAAAGGACAAAUAGAAUUUAAUUCCCAGUUACUAGGUUUUCACAAAGAUUAUCUCCUUGACUGCGAUGCAAAAGGAGAACCCAAAGAGGACCCUCUAAAAAACAGUACUUUCCACAAUGGAGCAGCACAUUUGCUGCCUAUGACUGCUUGUGAGACAUUGGAAAUGGAUGACGCAAAGCUUGAUAGUCUAAUCAUAGAAGCAUUGAAUGGCCUUGAAUUUCAAGUGGACAACCCUGAAAUAGACAGCACUUUUAUUGAUGUUUUUGUGGAUGAUGACUUAGCCUCAUCUAAAGCUACUGCAUGUAGCCAGCCUCACAAGGAUAAAGAUUCUAAGGACACCAGAAAAAAUGAAGUUACAGAGGAAAAGCAUACUCACCAUAACCAAGUAUCAUAUGCCUAUGAAGAAAAUUCAGAAAAUCUUGAAAAAGAGGCCUCCUACAACCACGGAACCUCAAUAAAAAUGAGAAAUGUAUCAAAAUCUGCAGAGGUAGGAACUGCUCACCCAUAUUGUGUGGAUAAUGAAAUAACAAAUAGUAAACACGUUACAGAUAUGAGGUCUGAGGACAGGGAUCAGCAGACAAGAGGGGACAUUAAAACUUUUUUCACAUCACGGGAAAAAAAGAAAAUUUACUUUCACAAAAAUAAUUUUAAAGGUACAGAAGAUAAAGUUAUAAAACCCUUCGAAUUUAAACAAGGAAAGAAUGACCCAAAAGAUUUAUCCACUAUGGACAUCCCAAAGUCACGCAAGACAACUUUAAAGGAUGGGAAAAAAAAGAAGUCUCACAACGGGACCUGGAGUAAAGAGCUCAUACACAAAAUUGUGCAACAGAAAAACAAACUUCACAAGUUGCAUGUGAAGAGUAACAAAAAUGUGCAAUUUUCACUGGUGACAGAAAGACUUUUUCCACCAACCAAAAACCAUCCCUUUGGUGAAUACGACUACAUUUCAGAUUCUGAUGAGGAUGCUGCUGCUAAUUUACUACCUAGUAAAAUGCAACCAAAUGGUAGACUGAAGUAUAGCUUAAACCGGGAUCUCCAAGGGAGAGGUGGAAGACAUAAAUUAAAAGAGCCCAUUUGGCGCAUGGGAGAGGCAACGAGAUUCCAGCUGCAAAGUAAAGACUUGAGGUGUACAAAUAAAGAUAACUCAACCAGGAUCCGAAGAAGAAGCAGCCAAUCAUCCAAUAGCAGUGAUCAAAGUACAAGUAUAUCAAGUGAAGCUGGCUCUAGCCCUAAAAGUACGGAAAGGACGGACUCUGAAAAUGAACAAGAAACAGCACUGAGGUGUAAAACCUUCAACGCUAGAGGUCAGAACACCAACCUGGAAAGAAACCUUAUCAAGCCUCUAUACAGAGAAAAUAUAUCAGAUGGCCAACUUCACUCAACAGACUUUUCCAAAGGGACCAAAAGGUUUGGAUCUGCCAAAUUCCUACUUGCAAGUUCGAAGGUGUUUCCAUCAACAAUGAAUAUUGAGACACAUUACCAAGAAAAGGACACAUUACAGCAAAGCACAGAUCCAACAGUGGAUGAUAACUCCAGCAAAAUACCAGAAGCACUACAUUUUGAAGAAAGUGGGCAGACAAAACUAAGCACUUACAAAGACACAAUGGCAGCUAGCACCUUAUCACAAAAUAGUUAUACAUCCAACUUGAUAUUAGCCAUAAAUAAUGUGCCUGAAGAAUUGUCUACUUUUAAUUCAGACGAUACUGACUACCGGAAGAAGCAACUUAACUCUUCGUCCUCCAUUCCCGAAAUGCUUAACACUGAAAGUAAUCCAACCUGCUCAGAAAAUAAUGUAAAAAACUUAAGCGAAGAACUUUGCUAUGGUCAUAAAGACUUUGCUUUACCCAUUUCUUGUUUCAGUGGGGAUUCAACAGUAAAUAUUUUACCUCAACAAAACCAAGAAGAGUUUGUAACGGAAUGUGAACAGUUUCCAGGGGAUAAACAUGAGGACUUGCCUGGUUUAUACACUAAUAAUAUAUUUGCUAAACCCCAAAUGCCUGCUGCCAUCAAUGUUGAACAGAUAUAUGCAAAUCAAAGCAAUGGCAACAAUAUCAACUCUUUUGAGCAAAAAUGCCCAGAUAUACCCACUUAUCCUCCUGAUAAAGUUUCCUCAAGUUUUUCAUUUGACGCUUCAUCUAUAUUUGCUGAGCUGCCAAUAUCCGAUUUUGAGUCCACCAUGUACAAUAACAUAAUGCCACAAAAGGACAAUUACAUGGAAUUCAACCAACCUAGUAAAUCAACCCCUUUUGAACAUCCAUUCACACAGUACUUGCCAGAGAAAAGUUGGGACCUCAUUGAGGAUGGUUCACCUGUAUUAUCAGCUAACAUUACUCAAUUUCAAGGCACUGACAAUCAAGCUCCAGAGCAUGUGCCUGUGCCAUCUCAACAAAUUUCUGAAGAUCUGUCAAGGAAUAUUACGGAUUACAGUGCAUCAUAUAUAAACACUGUUCAGUCAGAGGAUGAGCUGGAAAUUAAAAGGCUGGUUACAGAACUAGAAAAUCAGCUUCAGACAAACAAAGCUCACAAAGAGGUACCUUCUCAAUUACUGGCUGAACAUCAUAUUACGCCUGAGCUCACAGACUCCUCUCUUCCAUUUCCGGACAUGGAGGUAAAUCAAAUUGAGAAUAGCAGAAAUAAUUCUUAUCUGAAUGAGGAUCAUAACAAUCUAAGUAAUGUGAACAGUUUAGUGCCUCCUUCCAAAAUAGACUGUAACAUUCUUGACUCUCAACCACUUGUAAACGACAACACACCUGAAAAUCUAAAAAGUCCCUGGGAUUGUUCAGUUCAGUUUGAUACUUUUAGUUCUAACAUUGAAUGUCACGAACAAACCAGAUCACUGGCUUCCUUUGGUUCUCCAGAAGACAGCAACCAGUACCAAUCAGCAGCUAGUGACAUUUGCCUAACAGAAGAAUUAAGGUCUCUUAACCAUGGCUCCCCUUCAGCGAUCUCAGGGGUUUACUUGCCCAGCCUCUCCAACCAAAUGGAAUGCCAAACUUUUUCCGACCAUGAACUUCUACAUGAUACACUGGUCACAACGGAAACGCUGCAUUCCAAAUCCCAAGAAAAUGAUACUCCAGAAAAAGAAAGCCAACAGAAUGACAAUGAAAAUCUAAUAAAUAAACUGCAGAAACUGGACGAGCAGUUUGAUGAUCCACCUGAGCUGGAGCACUUUCAAAGUAUUUCUGACACUAAGUCUGAAUUUGAUCUGAAAGAUGACAGUGCUCCUCAUUUAAAUAUGACUGUAAUGCCAGAUCACAAUGAUAGCACCGCUGAACCGAAUCUGUGUGAUCCACUAAUAAAGUUAUCAAUUCCAUGGACUGCAAAUAACACAGCACACAGCAAUGACCAUGUAAUCCUGGAUGACAAGGAAGCAUCAGACAAACAUGGAUACAAGGACAAUAAACAGUCUGUAUUACUUGAUAUGCCAGUUUUAGUGAAAGAGGAGAGCACAAUUCCCGAAAAGUCUACAGCAACUCAGGAAGCCACAGAGAAUCCAUUGCAGCAGCUCCAACUUUUUGUGGCAAGAACAGCCAAAAACAACGAGGAAGAGAUGCUUAUGCCAUGUUUUCCAGUGAUACUGACAGCUUCAAUUACUGCAGAGAACAAGUCAGAUGCUGAAACAGAUGCUUCAUAUAUUAUAGAAAGUGAAGAACCUUUUACAGCAGAAUCAAAGAAUAAUCAAGAAACGACAGAGAUUAAAGGAGCAACACAGUUAUCAGAAUCAGGCAUACAAACCUCCCAGAAUGAAGAGGUCAACAUGCUUGGGCACAAAGACACAAUUUCUGGUAUGCUUGCAGAACCCAUAAUCAACAAAGUGCCCUGUGAGGAUGAACAGAUAAAUCAUUUAGAUAAUGAAUGUCCCAGCCUAGAUGUAAUUAACAUUGGUGUACAGGGUGUGGGAAGACAUAAUGAUAAUCUUCUACCUGACAGCAGAGAUGUUGUAAACUUGCAACAACGACAAGUGAAGGUUAUUGAAGAACUUGAUCAUAAACUAUCUUCAUUUGUUAUGAAAACCAAAAUGGCAGACAGGUCCAAUCACACAUCUGAUAAAGAAAAAUAUACAUCUGAUUCAAUAAUUACAUCAAAGGUGCUUAGUCUUCAAGAAAUUCCAUGUGACCGACCUGAUGUUAGAUGUAUGGCAUCAGCUCCUUUAAAUAUUGAUGUAGUUCAAAUGUCCAAAGAUGACAGCAACCAGGGAUUGAAUGGAGAGAUCUCUGGUUUUGUAUGUCCAAACAACCAUAUGCAAAACAUACAUAUGCUUGAAGAAACAGAAAUGUUUUUGGUAGAUAACAACAAAACCCAAGAACACAGCUCAACACUAAGUAAAGGUAACUGUCAUGUCUCGGACCUUGCUGACAAGUCUCCUCAUUUCACCUUGCAGCCUAAUAUCAGUGAUGUCCAGCCAAACAGCAGUGAUGAAUAUGGAGCUCAACUUCAUGGCCUUGGAUUAACUUCAGAGCAAUCAUUGUUGAAUUUUGACUUGCUCACAGUCGAAUCAAUUAAAGAUACAAUAGAACAGCAAAAACACCUGUACACCUCACAAAAUGAGUUAAACCCAAAUGACCCCUUAUGUAGCACUGAUCAAGUAUUCCCCAGUGUAGCCAUGAGUCCAUCAGAACAAUUACCUGAAAAAAGCUCAGUGGAAACUACGGGUUUGCAAUUAUUUCUCAGUGAAGAGGGAAUUGUGACAUCUACAGAUGCUAGCCAAAAACAGUUGACAGCGAAAGACAGUAUCACUGUGACACCAGUUGUUGAAGAUGGUUUAAGUCCAUGUUUUUGCUCUGAAUUGAUCUGCCCACACUAUGAACAUCAGAAAGUACAAUCUGUUGCAGAUAUAAUUCUGGAGUGUCAGUCAAUGGCAUCAGAUGAUACAUAUCCUCCAAUUUAUGCUGCAGAAAACCACCAAAAUUUUCCAACACUCCAUACUGAACUUUUUUCUGAAAGCAUGCAAAACUCUGUAGAACAGUUGUUGUGCAAUCACAAUGAAGCACCCCCUAAAAAUGACUGGAAUAAAUCACAAGACAUUCCUAUCAUUGAUCAUGCAUACCAAAGUGAAGACAAGAGCUCAACAGUUAUGGUGUGCGAUAUAAUGAAUAUAUCUUCUCCAGAGUAUGUAAAUUUCAACUGUCAUCAAGUAACAGAAAAUACAGCUGGAAGUUCGCUUCCAGAAAAAAACAAUGUAUCAGAAACACAGAACAGUAUAUCCAAUAAUGAGUCUGAAAAAAAGGGUACCAAUGAUAUGCAUUCGAUCAUAGAUGGUGUACUCCGAAUCUUGGAAGGUGACAAGAGCAAAGAAAUUUUGCAGAGAAUUGGAAUUACAACAAAGAGUAGCCCAAUCAAAGAAAAAAAACUAUCUGGAAUAUCACUAACAUGUGAUAUAUGUUUUAUAUCCUUCCGCUCUAAACCGGGUCUGACGAGACACAAAGCUGUUAAACAUAACAACUCACUGAUGUCAUCCAAAGAUUCCACAGGUAAAAAAACUCUUGGAGUGUUAAAUAAAAUGGGGAAGAGGAAAUGCAAUAGUGAAACCAAACAAAACCUGCAAACUGACACUACACCUCAGCAAAGAAUCACCAAAUUCCUAAACCAAAGCAACUCUUUUCAGCCAGAUGAAGAAUCGUCAAAAACCAAAGCAGACAAAAGUAAUAAUGGACUACCUGAGAAUACAUCUUGUAUAGAUAUCACCUGCAAAAAGAAAAUGAAUGUCAAAGUCAAAAAAAGAAAAGUGAAGGCUCAAAAUAAUAUGUGUGCAGAUUCACAAGUUCCACCUGAUGAGGUUUUAAACAUCCUGAAAACAAACAUUUUAAAGGCAAUCGGACACUCAAACAGCUUCAACUCAACUGAAGACAAGACAGAAUGGCAAGAGCCUUCAGAUAAAAAUAUGCCAAGGGAGCAAAAUGAUUUGAAAGAAGUCAAGUUAAAAAUGUGCACUAUUAGUACAGAUGAUGAUGAGAAGCUAGUAAGUGAUGUGCUAGAUAUGGAAAUGAACAGAGAAGCUUUAAUUCAAGAACAAAAAUGGACAGAUAAUAUUAAGGGACACGUUGAACACAUUAUAAAUGGCUGUGAAAGUGAACCCAUAAAUAACUUGCUGACAAAUGGGCAGAAUUUGAUAAGUAGCACAGAGGGGCAGGUAAACACUCUAGAGCAUUCCAACGUUAAAAAUGAUGUCCAAGGUUCCAAUUUACCAAAGGAAACAGUGACAGAUCUUCAUAGCUUGUUUGACGAUGAUAACUCCUUUUCACAACUCUUUCCCAGAGAUGAUCACUUCAUUAGAAGAAAGUGUACACGUGUAUAUGGAAAGAGAAGCAAAAGACAAACACCACCCUUUGAAACAGAUUUUAGACAAGAAAAGGGUGAGCACUGCCACUCCUCACAAAUCCACUACUCGUGUGAUUAUAGAUCCAUUCCUGGGGAUUCUUCAUCUUUGGGAAUAAAUUCUUCUGCCCAAACAGAGCAUCUUGCACAAUACAACCAGCCCUUUCUCCUAGAGGAAGGUAUGAAUGUAGAUGAGAAAAUUAUGUCUUUUGUGCAUCAGAGUAAACCAGAAACCAUGAAUGAACAAUCUCUCGCCGAAAGACUUCCACUGGAACAAGACUCAGACAUCUCAAUGCAUGCAAACAUCUUCAAGUCACCAGAAGAAUCCAUUGAUUUUUCUGAAGAGAUUGGCUCAGAAAUUAGAGAAUCUGAAGUGGAGGAAAACCUUGACUGUAAAACAAAUGAUGAAUCAGGACUUCCAGAAUUUCCCACAAUAGAUAUGAAGAUGCUAAGUGCAAAGUUUGACAUGAGAGAACUGUCUUUUUUCAGUGCAUGUGGCGAUGACUCUGACCAGUGCGAUUCAGAUGAAACAGAUGUUACACACAAAUCAGAAAGACGUAAGAGACAUACAAAAAGUAAAACUGAUGAAAAGAGGCAGUUGAAAAAUCGCAACAAUGUCAAAAUUAAAAGCAAGGACAAACAGUACAAGUGUAAAGUCUGUUUUCAGUGGUUCUUGACUUUGGGCGAGCUGGACUUUCAUAAGCUAACCCAUAACCCUUCUCCUCCUCCCACCUGUUAUAUGUGUGUCCAGCGCAAGUUCAGUUCUCGAGAACAACUAAGGGAUCAUUUAAAAGAGAAGCAUGCAAAAAACAAGGCAGGUCUCUGGAUCUGUGGAAUGUGCCUGAAAGAAAUCUCUGACGUUUGGAUGUACAAUGAGCAUCUGAGGGAACAUGCCACUCAGUUUGCAAGGAAAGGCCAAGCUCAAAAAUCAGUCAUGGGGAUUCCAGGGUGUUUUGGAGAAGAGAGCAUGGUAAGAACAUUUUUGAGCACCUUUAUAUAUAGAACACCCACUAAGUCAUCAAAAACCACAGAGAUUGAUGAAAAAAGCCCAGUGGCUAAAAGACAAGAACCACAAGAACCAAAAGAGCACAAGGAAGAAGAUGAGGUAGUUAUUGAGAAAGAAUCAGAAAGCAGUGUUCAAGUGGUACCACCAGCUCCAAAGCUGCCCAUCAACCCUCCACUGGACAGUUCUCACAAGAGCGAUACAAUACACAAAAAUGCAAGUAUGCAUCCGCAUUGCAAAGACCCAUCAAGGGAUUGUCAUCACUGUGGAAAACAGUUCCCCAAACCAUUCAAAUUGCAAAGGCACCUUGUUGUUCACAGUUUGCAAAAAAUCUUCUUGUGUCAUCAAUGUCCUAAAUCUUACCAAGAAGUGCAGGAACUGAGAAGUCAUCUUACUAAUGAGCACCAACUUACAGAUAAAUCUGAAAUAAAGCACACCACCCUCUAUGCAUGUGAACUCUGUGCAGAUGUUAUGCAUGUGAUCAAGAAAUCUUUUAUUUGUAGCACGUGCAACUACACGUUUUCUAAGAAAGAACAAUAUGAUAGACACAUGGAAAAGCACCUGAUUGGUGGAAGCUUGACAUUCAAAUUUAGGGGGGUAACAAGGCCAACCACAUCUGGAAAAGAGGUGAAAGAAAAAGUGAGAGAUUCCCCAGAAUACGAAUGUAUGCCACCAUCUAAAAAGCCAAAGUUGUCAAAUUAUUCUGACGUUUCUACUGAUGUGCCAGAUGACGGUGAGCCCUCUCAGUACCCAAUGCUAUCACCUGGUGUGUUCUUUGAUAAUGAGUCAGAGAAAAACCCUGUAAAUGAGAAUUUGGUGAAAACAGAAGAGAUGAUACUGGAAGCUCCUGAGCUCCUUGCUGAAGGGAAGGAAGAACCAAUCACAUUUAAUGCUGAGUUAUGCCAUUUGUCUCCUGUACCUUGUGAGUUGAAUGUUUCUGAGAAAAGAGAUGAUAAAGUAGCCCGACAGAUGCUCCCCAUCCUAAAUGAUGACAUAGCUUUCUCUUCUUCAAUCUGUGCAGCAAAAAAUGUUAUCUUUUCAAAAAACAAUGAUCAAAACUCCAAAGUAACUGAGCCAGAGACAAAAAAGCAAGUAAAACAAAAAGGAGUGGUAGAAAUGGAAGAACAAACAGAUAUUCAAACACUGCAAGUUAAAGUGGAUGAUUCUUCUAAUUUGGUGUUGCAGGAACCAGCAGAACUGUUUACAAUUAACAAAGUAAUGCCAUCACCUGGGGAUACUUCUAAAGAGCCGAAAAGCUUACUACCUGAAGUCACAGAGGAACCCAAAGAACAUACACAAAAGUCACUGUCACAAGAUGUGGCCCAGCCCACUGUGGCAAAUACCCCCAAAGACAGGUCACCUGUGACAGACACAAAUGCCUUAGUAAAAGCUCAAAAGCUCACCAAAAAGAAUAAGUCAGUCAACCAACUCAACAGCAUAUCGCCAACUCAAACCAAUGUUUUAGCAUCUAAUGGUGAUAAUGUAUUAAAAUCUUCCACACCAAAAUUCAAGGCUGCCUGCUCUCAAGACAGCAGCAAUUGUACUUUGAAAGAGAUGACAUCCAGCCAGCAAAAGUUAACAAAAAAAGACCCAAUUGUUAUCUUAUCCAAAAACAACACAGAUUUUAAAACAGCUGACAAAACGUUAGCAUCCACAGCUCCAAAAGUCCCCCUGAAGAAGUGCAAAGAACAAAAAAUAUCUGCACUUAAAACCAAUGCAGGGUCACAAGAGAAUUUAGAUGGAGAGAUAAAGAAAAAAAAGAUCAAGCUGGCAAUAACAGGAAAAAGUGAGUCUUCAGCUGUUGCAAAGAAAACAGACUGGGUUAACAGCCUAUCCGAUGCUAAGGAUGAGGCUCCAAGUAAUAGGGCCUACCACAGGCUCAACUCUGGAGGGGUCUCCGGUCAGUUUAAAAAGACUGUGUUAGAUACACAUAAUCAAAAGAAACUAAAUGCUGCAUCAAGCAAUGGAGAGUACAAAAGCAAAAGAACUCUUCUUACAAAAAGUCUACACACAUAUACCCCUAAAAGCUCUCCUCUGUCCAUGAAUGGCCCCCCUCACAAACAGAGGUUGGGGACAAAUACAAAACCCACUGAGCCACCAAAUUACAGGACAGCUGAAUCACAGAACAAUUUGCUAAGUCAACUUUUUGGGCAAAAAAUAACUAGCUUUAAAAUUCCUCUAAGAAGGGAUAUAACCGAAUGACAUGAUACCUGUCCUUUGUGAAGAAAACUGACCAAUCAAGGGGAAAAAAAACUGAAUUACAAGGUUUAUAAAUAUAUACUUUUUUACUCUUUUGCAUCCCCCAUCUUCCCCAUUAAGCUUUGCCAAACUUGCACUGCCACCCUUGUAAAUAAGUUCCCUUUGUUCUGUAAUCUACAUUGAUGCACCUGAUAUUAUGCAAAUGUUGCAAUGUUUAUAUGUAUUUUGAUUUUACUGAAAAACUUUUUAAUUGCUUUGGACAGACGAUAGUCAAAAGCUUUUUUUUUUUUUUUUUCUACUGUUGUACAUAAUUUCUUACUUAUUAACUUCUUUUAGCUGAAGAGUUAAGGUUGGAUAUUAAAAAAUGAAACCCACGCUCUUCCAAAAAAAUAUAUUUAAAAAAAUCAGUUAAAUGCUCUAUAUUUCAUGCUGCCUUUUUGAACAUAUAUUUAAAGAUUCAGUUAAAGGGUCAGUCUACUACUUUGCUGGCCUCCCUUGCUGUAGUCUUGGGGGCUUCCGGCACAGAUCUCCUGCCACAGUUCCUGGCCUUUUUCCCACCUAGCGUGCAGUUUUGGAUGUUCCAGCCUUGGGUGUAUUCUUUGUACUCUUUUUAAAUUAUUCACAACAUGAAAAAAAAGAAUGAAACAUCUAAAAGAGAGAAUGAAACCCCUGGUAAUGGCCAACAACAGGUGUUUAGGCCUGGAAGUUCAAGGGCAAAUAUUAUAACACUGGAGUCCCAGAGACAUGAUAAAAUGUUAGGUGGGUUAACUCUUCAGUAACUACCAAUGUCAGGUUUGUGUGGACAGACCGUUUUAACAAGAAAUAUUUAUGGCGUUAAAGUACAACAUGAUUAAUUAUGACAUGUAACUAUUAAGUAUCUUCUAGUUAUCUGGUUACGAUGACACACUCUAGUCAAAAGUUUAAAGUCAAAUACAUGUAUGAAUGGUUUGGGUCAGAAUACAGGCAUGAAUAAAAUGUUCAGUACUUUUGAUGACUAGAUUUUUGCAUAAACAUUUUUGACUGAAAAAUGGGUACUAAAAUACAUAUAAACUUUAUAGUCAAGAUUCUGGAGGUAUGUUUUAUGCAGUAAUGAGACGGAUUACAAUUUCAUAAAAAAAAUAAAACAUAAAAUACUUAUGAUUAUUCUACACCCGGGUUCAUUUACCCUCUGGUCACUUCUAUAACUGAGAGGCUAGAAAGGAGAGAUUGUUCCACAGUAUUCUGUUCUACAAAUCCUUCACUAAAUGCCAUAACAAAGUGUUACGCUCUAGCAGAGGAACUCCAAAGGUACUAUAUUUGUUUAGGCUGGCCAUACAUUAUACAAUUGUAUUAUUCAAUUUCAUUUAGCUUUACCUUCAACGAUGUACUGCAAGGGCCUGCCUGAUGCAUACAAACUGAAAGUGUUUAGGUUUGACCUCAUAUUAUUAGGUUUUGGUAAAUCCAAAGAAAAUUGUAUACUGUAACUGAAUGGCCAGCCUUAUUCUAUAAUACAGAGGACCGGGGAUAUCUCACCGUUAAAGUGAAGGAGAAAGAAGCCUGUUAGACCGGGUUCACAUAUGUACGGUCUGGUUUUGACAGAAAGAUUUUAGCCGCCUCUUGUGCGACUUUGUUCAGCGGUUCAGGUGCAAUUUAGGUGCUAACUGUCAAUGUUUAUGACAAUGGAAAUCACACCUGAACAAUCCUCAAUUUUUUUUUUUAAAUGUGAUGUGUCCAGCCGAACAUAUGUGAACCGGCUCCAUUGAAAAGGCUGCAGGUUCACAUGUCAUGUGAAUCUGAUGUGGUUAAAAACGUAUUCAAUUCACAUAUAUGUGAGUGUUCUACUUACAGUGUGAAUAGAAACAAAAAUUCCCUGAUUUUUUUUAAAGAAUAAUCUUUUUUUAAUACAGGUUUUUAAUUUCUGUCUGUGAGCACCAUUGUGGACACUUCACCUAAAUUUCAUUCCCUGUGAUAUGAGGGAAACAGCUGACAUUGGCACAGGAAAAUACUGACGGUAUUACUAACCCAACAGUGGUUAUCACCUUUCUCAAUUGUUUUGAAAAAAAGAGUUUUUAUUGCAGUCUGUGACCACACUGGAGAUUUGCCAUCACUUCCUGUCUCAACAAGAAAUUAGGUGAAAUUUUCCCAAUAGGAACACAGACUACAAACAACUUGCCAGAGAUUCUAUCUCUUCCCCAUUCUGUCCAUUUUUUUUUUUUUUUAAACACUGUGAUUGGGCUUUAAUUGUCCCUACCAGAAUUAAUCAUUUAGUUGAGUCUUUAAUUUGUCCAUCCUUAUUUUUGGCAUUCUUAUGCACUUUUCUCAAUGUUUUUAAGACUUGUGGAACAUACAUACUACUACACAAAUCUGCUCUCAGCAUUGAACAGGUUUGUAUGUAGAAGACACAGUUCUGUGUCACAUAAGUCAAAUAGCCUAUUCUGACUCAUGUUACACGUACAGUAGGAAGGAGUUUGUCACUGGAACCUUCUCAGCUUAUUGGUUUACAAAUUUGAAUACAGUUUAACAAAUUACAAGUAUCUGACCAUAACCUUCAUACAAUGUUUUGCCUUAUGUAAGCCAUUUCUGUGACCACUGUAAACAAACAUUAUCAGUAUUUUCUACCCUUUUUUACAAAAUGUAACAUAAACUUGUCUUUCCACCGCUGCUAGUGAUCCUUUGUAGCAUCUACAAUGUGGCAGACUUUUGAUUUAGCCUUGCCGAUACAUUGCAGGUGUCUCCCUGAUUUUGAAGGACUUGGUGUGCUUUAUCAUAGUAACAAAUGCUUGACAAUCUUACUGUAACAUGAAUCCAGAACAAUUAGCUUAACAAUGAAUUCCAUGGUGCUAUUUCUUCAUAGUUCAAGUAAUGUGAAAACUAACUGAUGAAAUGUUCAUUGUCCAGUGCCGGAACAGUGUUAAAGAAAAUCACUCUACCCUCUAUCUGAUUUAUAUAUGCCUAUAUACAGAUGUAUCUUCUAUAUAGAGAGAAAUACGAAAACUCAGGUGCAGUCACCCUGGUUGAGCUGAAAAUUUCUAACAGACGUAAGCGUUCUAAGGCACUGAUGUAGCUUGUGAGACCAGAGUACGCUUUCUGCACAGAAUCCUGAGAAACAUACACAGAACAAGGCUUUAAUCUGUUAAUAUGUAUCAUUAAAGUGCAUUGUAUUGUAUAAAAUAAAUAUUCUACUUAUUUGGUGCAAUGAAUAAUUCAAAAGAUUUUAUUUUGAUAUUUUUGUCAAAAAAAAACAAAAAAAAAAACAAAAAAAUAACAGAAAGAGCAUAAUGCAUUUUUAUAUUGUUAUUUUGUAUGACUUAAAUGCAUCUUUAUAUUGUUGUUAAAUAAAAUAUGAGAUGAACAACA
This is a messenger RNA of Rana temporaria (common frog), 16109 nucleotides long. RefSeq names its product zinc finger protein 469 (gene ZNF469). NCBI's taxonomy places the organism in Eukaryota, Metazoa, Chordata, Amphibia, Anura, Ranidae. The transcript is spliced from 3 exons. The coding region runs from base 636 to 12776 and encodes 4046 amino acids. The record is from RefSeq and is a predicted model, not a curated record.